Messenger RNA from Uncinocarpus reesii 1704, 1398 nucleotides. RefSeq lists its product as uncharacterized. The coding region runs from base 1 to 1398 and encodes 465 amino acids. The transcript is spliced from 7 exons. Gene Ontology annotation, molecular function: zinc ion binding; SUMO ligase activity. Gene Ontology annotation, biological process: protein sumoylation. NCBI's taxonomy places the organism in Eukaryota, Fungi, Ascomycota, Eurotiomycetes, Onygenales, Onygenaceae. The record is from RefSeq and is a predicted model, not a curated record.
AUGCCAGCGAUAUCUGAUGCUGAGUUUCAGAGCAUAUCUGCUCUUGUAAAAUCUUUGCUUAACACACAGCUGAAAUCGAUUCUACGUCAUGAGCACCUUGCUGUGUCAGGGGUGAAAAAUACCCUACAAUUUAGGGUACUCAACCAUUUGCAGCAGAUAUCCGUAAAUCCAACCGAGUUCGAACGACUGAAAAGAUAUAUCUACUAUGUUGCCCAACACCCGAUGCCAUCCACCCCUACUCUUUCUCCACCCUCAUAUUCGCAACCUCCCCAGUCCGCCCCCCAGCCAUUACCGACUCACAGGCCUCCGUUUUCUACGACGAUGACGCCCUCUCGUUCCGUCGCUGGUGGUCGUUUGAGUUUCAAAGAGAGUCCCUUUUACACUAUUCUUGAGCCUCUGUCAUCAGUGGUUGAAUGCAAAGUUCGCGAAAAUACCAGAGACACGGUAGAAGCUAUGGUCAAAUUAAGUGAGAAUAUAGUUGCCCGACUGCAGAAUGAACCGGAUUUACGAGUUAUGGUUUACUGCGCUGCAGAUAAUGGUUUAAACCAAUAUUCAAGAUCUGAUAUUGCUUUCCCCCACCAAGUUGAAUUAAAGAAAUUUUACCUAGUUGUCAACCUCGUUAGGAAACAUUCGGUUGACGAACUUGUGCAAAAACUUCAAAAUAGGACAGUUAUCUCGGCUGAACAAGUCAUUAGAGAGAUGAAAGCGAAAGCCGAAGACGCCGACAUUGUGGCAACAUCGAGUGUCAUGUCAUUGAAGUGUCCCUUGUCGACACUGCGUAUCACCGUUCCCUGUCGAACACUUCUGUGUACACACAAUCAAUGUUUCGAUGCUGCAUCAUUCCUCCAACUACAAGAACAGGCACCCACAUGGACUUGCCCUGUCUGUAACAAAUCUACUUCCUUUGAAGGUCUUCAGAUCGAUAAAUAUGUUGAUAACAUUCUCCAAGCGACAUCCCCUAACACUGAGCAAGUCACUAUUGAACCAAAUGGAGAUUGGUCCAAACCUGAAGAUAGUGCAGCCGAAAUUCAAGGCCCCACUCCUACUGGGGAUGAUGAUGAAGACUUGGUGGAAAUCCCUGAUUCCCGUCCUUUAUCUCUAAAACAAGAACCUACCCCAUUCCAAAUGCCUAUACAGUCGUCCAUCACUCCGACGCGAUCCUCACGAGAGCCAUCAUCAGUCUCAUCAGCAGCACGCCCUUCAACCAACAAACGUACAGCAAGCCAGAUCAUCGAUUUGACAGGUAGCGAUGACGAGGAACCACCCCGCCCGGCGAAACGGGUGGCUUACAACAACGGACCUCUCAACGGAUUUCGGAGACAGAGCUACGAUUAUCGUGCGAAUGGGAAUUAUAAUAGCACCCAGUCUCCUCGUUCGAACUCCUAUGGCACUUAUUGA